UUUCUGUUUGGUUGCCCACAUUGCAGUCAAAGCACUAUUGGUUUAUUUUUGUCACAUUUUUUUUAUUCUUUGCAAUCUUUAAUCGAAUUAGCCAUUUUAAUUUCUCUGAAUUCUGUUUGUGCUCAAGGUCUUAUUUGAUGGUUGUUGAAAUUAUGUCACCUAAACAUAAUGGCUUGUGUAGCACUUGCCUUUCAAGUUAACCCUUAUGUCUCAUUUUAGCUUGUAUUUGUCACGACUUAUUGACAGACAUGCCCGUUUCAAAACUGAUCCAUAUAUCAUGUUUCUGACUGGCCAUCACCAUAGAGUAUGUUGUAACAAUUACAAUGUUAAGGCAAUGAAAAGAGUUUUACCAAAUUUUAAAGACAGAAUUAUCUUUAGUGUACUUAAUCUUUUCAUCACAAGCUUUACAUUAGAAGAGGUGUUGUACAGCUCUGUAGAAAAGCACCUUUGUAAGCUAUGUAAAUAAACUGCUCAUAACUUUAUCUUUUUGUACACUAACACUGUCACUGUCACUCACUGCCAAGAUUUUCAUUUUAGAGCUAAGACUUUUGUUUUGGCAUGACACUCGUCAAACCCAAACCCAAACAGAUCAAUGUCCAAUUUUUGCAGUGUCACUCAAAGUGUUAAAGUCUAACUGAUGAUCUCAUUAGCCCUGGUCUGUAAUCUUUAGGUUUAGUACUGCUUCAUGGUGACAAACUGGCCUGCCCAUGUCAUGUGAGCUUUAUGAAGGGUUUCUAGUGGCCUUGUGUCAUUCUGUCUGACAUCAGCUGACAGACUGAAGGGGUGAAUGAUGGCUUUUUAUGAAGAAGAAUGGCAGCUUUACAGACCACCAGCUGCCCCCAAACACUCAUCUCUAAUCUCACUUGAACUGCUUGAGUAUGUAGGGUUGUCUGCUGAGUGUUGAUGGUGAUUGAUGUGUAUGCAUGCACAUGUAGAAGUUGAUUUUUUAACCUCACCAUAGCAGGGUCAAAUGAGCUGCUAAAGCAAAUACUGAUCAUUGGAACAUAACUGUUUUUAAAUUAUCUUUUUAAUGACACACAAUCGAUAUAUGAACUAUUUUCAAAGUAAAUUUUUGUUCUGUGAAACAACGUGGGAUAACAACAACAACAACGAUGAUGAUGGUGAUGGUGAGACAAUGAUAGUUUCCCAAAGGUUCAAUCAUCUAUCUUGUUUUAAUCCACUUUGACCAUGUGAUUUCCACCAUGGCUCUAAAUGGGAUGAAGGUACACUCAUCUAAUCCUAAUUUCAGGUAUAAUCCUAAAGGUUACUAUGCUGUGACUUGUUAUCUAGUGGAGAUUUAACCACCUCCGCUAGUUUUUUUUACAACAAAAACACAAAUGACAGAACAAUAACAAAUGUGAAUUUGCACACGUACCAUGACUUAAAUGCUAAGAGCUAAAUGACAUGAACUGCUGACACAGAUGCUAAAUUUGCAAAGCCCCCCCCCAUACAUUAUGACCAGGGAAUUAAAUUUAGAGGUUUUAAUGAGAAUAGAACUAUCAUGAUACUGAUUUAGCAAAACACAGUUUAUUAAAUUAAUACAGUACAUGAUUGAAGAAGCAGCUUCACAAAUACAAAAAACAAUACACAGCAUUUUUAAAGCAUGAUAUGACCUGAUUACUGGGGUUACCCGAGUGUGAUUUAUCACAGAAAUAACAGACAGCACCCUGACUUUAUCCUACACGAUCAAGAUAUAAGACCAAGAUGUUGAAUGGAACGAAUUUUGUUUCAAAAACUUUUACUUGAUGCUCUUUUUAUGUCUUUUCUCCCCUGAAAUGAUGAUGAAUGGUAUAAUACAUUCAUGAUAUUUAUGUUUUACACGUAAUGAGCAGAAAAGUAAUUACUCAAGGAAAGUUGAUUCAUUAGUUUAUGUAUUACAAUUCAUGUGAGGUUUUUAGACCCUUGAGGGUUUGUGUUACCUGCAUAUUUACUCCUAUAGGGGACAGUGGAGUAAGAUGAGACAUUUUUCAUAUUUCGGAUCACUACAUCAAGAAAAUCAUAGUUUUCUCUCUAACUUGUGUAUCUGCAUAUAUUUUAAGAUGUGCAUCACUGAGAACCAACAGAUUGAGUGUAAACAUAACUGUCUUGAUAAUAUAGCAUGGCAAAAAAAGUAAUCUCCUAUGGUCAACUUACCCCGUGUAUGGGGAAAGUUGACCAUAGGAGCGGGGUAAGUUGAGCUGUAUCCUUACUUCCCCCCACUCUCAACUCCAGCCCUUCUUCACCUUCUCUCUCUCCCUAAAUAACAGUCACUUCUUCACAUUCAUGUGUAUUUUUGCCUAUCAUAUACUAUUUAACUGGUACAAUAAUUCUUUUUAUUAAUAUUAUUGUAUAUAACUGUAACUCCCCUAUAUUAAUUGCAAAGGCUGCUCAUAUUUCGACUUAUUUAGGUCUAGAUUAAAAGCAUUUAGGUCAGGAUUGCUGGCAUUUUAGCUGUUAUUUGUGACAGUUUAAAGCUCUUUUUUUAAGCUGUCUGUUAUUACAAAUCAGCUGUACCCCAAAUAUUAGCUGCCCCUGUAUAAUGAAUCUUUUCUGUAUUCUUAUGUCAUAGUUUCUCUGUGGCACAAAUGUGGCAAAACUCCAUAUAUAUUUAUUUAUUCAGAAUAAUUCCUAUCAACUGCAAUCACUUUCCUCCCUUCAGCGGGACAGAAAAUCGUGAUGGAGUCUCGGUCGUAAGCUCUGAGCUGCUCGCUGCUCACUAUAUGGACUUGUGUUGCCCGCUGGAGGCGAGGCGGGGGAAAGCAUGCGAGCGGUGGAGGGGGAUAGAUGCAGCGCUCUGUGUUUCCCUGCCGCUCCUCCUGCUUGCUGUGGAAACCCGUGGCCACCCCUAUCUGUCUCCACAGCAGACAGGAGAGGCAUUGGCGGGGGUGAGGGCUGCCAAAAGUAGUAGAAAACUCCUCUCAGCAGAAAAAAAAAUGGGUAUGAUUGUGAUGAUUUGAAGUUUUUACCUCAAUCCCAAAACAUAAAAAAUAUGGAGAGAGAAGAGAGAGAGGGAGAGAGAGAGAGAGAGAGAGAGAGAGACGUUGUACUGUCAUCCACAGGUCUGGCAGUCUCACCCACCCAGCACCACGCGCUCCAUGACUCUGAUUUAUUUAUAUAUUUGUCUUGAUGCGCGUCGCCGCUAAGUAAGCCGGAGCUCUCCUCACCCUCUCCUCUCCUCACUUCGCUUCCUCUCCUCUACUCGACAGCAUCCAGAACUAUAGCGCAACCUCCAUCAUCACUCGUUCCUUCCUCUCCUCCUCUUCCUCUCACCGCCAGAUCUCUCUCCACUGCGCCUCUCGCCCCUCCACCACCAACCACCAACACCGCCGCCGCCGCCACCUCCCCGGCUCAGUCCCUCUCUCCUCUCUGACGCACGACGGGGGGGAAACGGACCCGCGAAAAGACAGGACAACGACAGCAGCUGACCCCCACGCGUUAUUAUGAUCAACGGACUCCUAGUAUCGCAGCUCCGGACAGAGACACGACCCUGAAUCCGAGAGGAGAGCACUCUCACCCGGCUGCACAGUUGUUGAACGCUCGCCCGAGAAGGGGGUGCGGAGGCGACGCGGCGGCGGAGGAGAAAGAGGAGGAGGGGGGAGAGGGGAGAAAGAGGAAGCGGACUGGCACAAGUCGAGGGCUUGCAUUUUAAGCAAACUGCUUAGGGGAAGAAAAAAAAAAGAGCGGAGACGAGAAAGAAGGGGAGAGUCAGAGUCACCGGAGAGCAAGAGUGGGGGAGAUUGCAUUCCUAUCACGUCUUCAUUCCUCCUCUCUCCUCUCUUUUGCCUCAACCACAGAGUGAGAGAGGGCGAGAGAAGGAGAGAGAGGGGGAGAAAGAUAGAGAGAGAGAGAGCAGGAGAGAGAGAGAGAGAGAUCUAACAAGAUUCAUAGUGGUCUUUUUUCCCCCGAUGCUUUCCAAUCGCAGUACCAAACUAAGGUGAGUGUUUUGGCGAUGUUUGGAGAGUAUCACGAAGGGGGAAUCUUAUGCAGAUGUGUGCGUAUGUGUGCAGCAUAUGUGCGUGUAUUUUGUAUGCUUAUGUGUCUGCUUAGCCACGGACUUAAAAGGGAACAUCAAGCACUCCGUAGAAGCAGGAUAACGGAUCGCAGGGAUCCAGUCGACUGAUCAAUAGCCGUUUGUUCUUUAUUCACCGUUUCCCUGCCAAUGUCACGACGGAGGGUUACUGCAUUAUGCUUGGCAUGUAUUUCAAUAAGCUUUCUGCUAUCUCUGCUCCAUUGACAGCGAGGUUGUUUUGAGUCAAAUUCCAGCAUAUGCGAGCAGGGUUUAUUUUGUCAAGACUAUACAGGAGGUUUUAGAUCGAAUCGUUCCUCCUUAUAACUUCAGGUCAUGUUGGAUUUACCACUUUUAAUUUAUACAGGCUGCUGAGAAUCUUUCCAGCUUGGCUCAUUCACAUGCCCAUCUCUCUCUCUCCUCUCCUCUCUCUCUUUCUCUCUCUCUCCUAUCCCUGUCCUCUUCUCGUCGUCACCCCUGUUUCUUGUCCUCUUCCUCGCAGCCCGGCAUCGGACGGUGAGCGGGACGCAUCGAGCAACAGCAGAAUACACCGCAGAAGGAUAUGUGAAGUUGGAAUCCCACUAAACUAAGUACGUAUGUCGUCUAAUUUGAGACAACCCCCCCAAGGGAAUGCAUUGUGGGACGCAUUUUUAAUUGCUUUAAAUCCCGUUGUUACUCUUUUUCUACGUCGCAUCUGCGCUUUUUUUGAUCUUUACCGUGGAGGCGGGAUCGAUAAAUCCUGGAGGAUUACGCACAGAGACGAGGACGAAAACUAUGAAUUCUGCAUUUUGGAGGAGGAACGGGGAUUUUUUUUCUCCUUGUACUGCACUUUUUUCGGGGGAAUUACUUUGUAUUUUCUUUUAUUACUUCUCAAUUGUCCGUUUUGCUGGGCUUUGCUUUCAGUACCAUGGAGAGCGACUCUCCUCCGGCAGACAGUCCCAGCGCUUGGAUUUUCAGCAUCGUCGUUUGACAGCGCCGUGUGUGUGUGUGUAUGCACGGGUGUGUGUAUGGACAGUGACAGCCUAAAAAAAGAUAUUUGGUGUGUGUGUGUGCGUGUGCAUGUGUGUGAAUGACUUUCUCACAAGAUACACGGAAUCUUCCAUAACCCCCUCAUUAUAAAUAAUUAAGGCGUUGAUUAUUAUCAUUAUUAUAAUUAUUAAUGUUAUUUUUAUUAUUAUUAUUAUCGCCGGCUCAUCUUGUACACCCUCAUAACUGAGCCUCCAGGAGCAGCAGCUUCGCCCACUUUUCCCCUGUGCCCUUACUCGUCCAAAUCUAAAAUGGAACCACCAAUUGUUAAUGCUAGGAAAGUUGCAGUGAUUGUGUUUUUUCGGCCAAUGGUUGACUUAAUCGUCAUGCAAUAGUUCUUGGAAAUUUUGAAUUGGGGUUAUGCACAAAAGAAAGGGCAAAUGGCAGAGGUUUGCUGUUUUGCUUUACGUCAGGCUUAUCACCUGCUGGACUUUUUUUUUUCUCCUCCUCCUGCUUUGAUUGUGUUGAAGUCCCAUGAGCACUUUCACAGCUUUUUAAAUCCCUUUUUAUUCGGAUUUUCACGAGCUUAAGUGAGCGCGUAUGAAAACAUCGAGGUUCUAUUUAAAGGUGAUGGACGUUCAGUUAGUCCUCCAACAGUCCUCAUCUCAUCCCAGUAAUGGUCGCCCAACUGACACCUUUUCCAUUCCCAUCCUCUCCCCUCUAUAUUUUCCACCGUGCUUUUCUGGACUCUCAUAUAUCGAAAGAGGGAUUGAGGUCCCUGUUAUGUAAUAAACACAGCCCGGGGACGGUGUCUCCUCACCACUAACCUCGCCCACUUGGUACUCCCUUCGUUUAUUCACGGAGAUAAGCAUCUGUGAGCUGAUUUAUUACGACCUUACCAGCACAGCUGCUCUGUAAUGAAUGGCAUUUCCUCUAAUACACUGACGAUAACUGUCUGAAUGCUGAGAUUUGUUUGCAAUUCUGAGUGUCAUUUUAGCCAGCUAAGAGUGCUUACUGAUAUUUUCCAUAAUGGCUAGAAAUAUUGUCAUUUUUAUCAUGUAUUGAUGUUUAUUAUUAAGCUCUCUUUUACUCUGCUAAUCCUCCAGAGAGUAGGUGUGCAUUUUUGUUUGUUCAUUGCAAUCUUCACCUAUAUUUUCAUUCAAUAUGUUGUCCCUCUGUUUUGUGUUGCAGUGUUGUGAAGUGGCUCUGUCCCUGGAGCCAAGACUUCAUCCCCUUGGUGUCAGCAAGGAUGCUGUGGGUUACCUUGCUGAGCACCAUAGCCUUAGGAUGGACCACCCCAAUCCCACUACUAGAGGACUCGGAGGAGAUCGACGAGCCCUGCUUCGAGCCCUGCUACUGCGAGGUCAGAGAGGGUAUUUUCCACGUCCACUGUGACAGUAAAGGAUUUACAAAUGUCAGUCAGAUUUCCCAGAUGUGGAGUCGGCCCUUCAAGCUCAACCUGCAGAGAAACUCGAUGAGGAAGCUUUACUUUAAUAGCUUCCUCCAUCUAAACAAUGCCAUAUCCAUUAACCUGGGUAAUAAUGCCUUGCAAGAUAUCUAUGCUGGAGCAUUCAAUGGAUUAGGAAUACUCAAGCGGCUUUUCCUACAUGAAAACAAACUUGAGGUUUUCCGGAAUGACACUUUUCUGGGUUUAGAGAGUUUAGAAUAUCUCCAGGCGGACUACAAUGUCAUCAAAAGGAUUGAAAGUGGUGCAUUCAGGCACCUUCACAAAUUGAGAGUGCUCAUACUUAAUGACAAUCUCAUCCCUGUGCUCCCAAAUUAUCUUUUCCGGUCUGUGUCACUCACACAUCUGGACCUACGGGGGAACAGACUAAAGACAUUGCCAUAUAGAGGCACACUGGAGUACAUUGGGAGGAGCUUAAUGGAAAUCCAGCUGGAGGAGAACCCUUGGAACUGUGUGUGUGAGAUAGUUCAGUUGAAAACAUGGCUAGAGAGGAUCCCCUAUACAGCGUUAGUUGGGGAGAUCACAUGUGAGUACCCGUUUCACUUACAUGGAAAAGACUUGCGGGAAAUCAAGCGCAGUGAGCUCUGUCCACUACUCUCUGAUGCAGAGAUCGAAGCCAAGCUGGGAAUUCCCAGGGUCCCUUUCAGUAAUGAGAACACAUGGCCUACCAAACCCUCCUCCAUGCUCUCCUCCUUCCAUAACACAGCCUCCUCUGUGGAAAAUAGGGAAAGGGUAAAGCCUACCAAAAGACCUCGGCCAACAAAAUACCCACCAACUCCUCGUAGCAUCUACCCAGGCAACCAGCCACCCAUUCGUGACUACCAAACCAGGCCCCCCAUCCCAAUAAUUUGUCCAACUGGAUGCACGUGCAACCUUCACAUCAAUGACCUAGGACUAACAGUUAACUGUAAAGAGAAAGGCUUUCAUAACAUUUCUGAGCUCCUGCCUCGGCCCCUCAAUGCAAAGAAAUUGUAUCUCAGUGGAAACCUUAUUCAGAAAAUCUACCGUUCUGAUUUCUGGAACUUCUCCAGUUUGGAUUUACUUCAUUUAGGAAACAAUCGGAUAUCCUAUGUCCAGGAGGGGGCUUUUAUCAACCUACCAAACUUAAAAAGUUUAUAUUUGAAUGGGAAUGACAUUGAGCGACUCACGCCAGGGAUGUUUCGAGGGCUGCAGAUGUUGAGCUACCUUUACUUUGAGUAUAACGUCAUCCGUGAGAUACAUCCUAACUCCUUCUCCCUGAUGCCAAACCUCCAACUGGUUUUCCUCAAUGACAACCUGCUGCGUUCUCUCCCUGCUGAUGCCUUUGCCGGAACCAACCUUGCACGCCUGAACCUCCGCAACAACUACUUCCUCUCUCUGCCUGUGCGUGGUGUUCUCGAGCAUCUGACCUCUAUUGUCCAGAUUGAUCUUCACCAGAACCCCUGGGACUGCUCCUGUGACAUCGUCCCCCUGAAACAAUGGCUAGAAAAGCUCUCGUCCGUCAUCGUGGUUGGAAACGUCUUCUGCAAGACACCCGAGUUUGCUUUUGGGAAAGACCUGCGCUCACUGGAGGUCGAAGUCAUCUGUCCUGAGCUGAAGUAUUCCUCAGGCCCCUCACCAGCGCUGCCUGGUGGGGAUGACCUCACCACUGGGAGCUCUAACAUGGGAGAGGCAGGUGGGAGAGGAGCUGUGCCGCUGUCUGUCCUCAUCCUAAGCCUCCUCAUCCUCUUCAUUUCUGCUGUGUUUGUGGCUGCUGGUUUUUUUGCCUUUGUUCUCCGUCGCAGAAAGAAGCUUCCCUUCCGGAAACGUUCUGAGGUAGAUCUAACAGGGAUCCAAAUGCAAUGCAGGAUUUUUGAGGACCCACCAAGGCAGAGUAGUGCUGGUAAUGCUGGCACACCAGAAAAACCAACACCCAGUAUGCACACGCACACUCACACCACUCACACACAUGCCCACGGUCAUGUUUAUGAUUAUAUCCCCCACCCUGUGACUCAAAUGUGUAACAAUCCCAUAUAUAAGCCGAGAGAGGGAGAGAUAGCAGAGGAAGACAGAGCGCAGUUUUCAGAGAAGAAAGACAAUGGCACCAGUAGCAACAGUAACUACAGAACCUUAUUAGAGAAAGAGAGAGAGUGGACCCUGGCUGUCUCCAACUCUCAACUCAACACCAUUGUCACAGUCAACCACACAACGGCUGACAUGGCAGGAUUUCACGAGAACGGAGGGCUCUGCCCCACAGUAAUUGACAGUCAGAGGCCCACGCCAACAGUGGGCUUUGUAGACUGUUUGUAUGGGACAGUACCCAAACUAAAGGACAUGCAUGUGGCGCAUGCACACCCACCAGGCAUGCAGUAUCCAGAUUUGCAGCAGGAUGCACGGCUGAAGGAGACAUUGCUUUUUACAGCGGGGAAAGGCUGCUACCCUGACCCGUCCCAAAGCGAUUACCUCGAGUUAAGGGCCAAACUUCAAACCAAGCCGGAUUACCUCGAAGUCUUGGAAAAAUCUUACCGGUUUUAACAUCUCUAGCCCAUGGGGAAAAAAAAACAAAACACAAAAUCAACACACCCACUUUGCAACCCUCUAAACAAAAUCACCCAAAACCAGUAUCAAAAAACAAUAACUUGAAAAAGCAGCAUGAUAAAAAAGAAGUAUAAUAUGGUUACAACACAGUCCCCCCCCCAAAAUCACUUUGGAGGAGAGGCCAUUCUCAGAUAUUUCAAUGAAGUGCCUUUUUUUCAGAGUAGCCAGCAAUGUCAACAGCCGUUAUUUUUAUAAUAUAUAAAUAUCUCUAUAUGCCCGAGAGAGCAAAAGGGGAAUAAGAGGGGCACUGGGGAAUAACAACAUACAAAACAUCCUGAAGUACAUCUCUCACGAAAACCCCUUUUUUGUGGAAUUACCAUGGUGGGAAAGACACACGGGAGCUGGACGUCUCCCUGACUUAAGGGUUUUCUUUCUGUCUCUCUUACCCCUGAGUAGGAUGUACAAACACCCGGAGGCCAUGCACAUAAAGUUUCUAGGUAAUGUCGGAAAGAGAAAGGAAAAAAAAAAAAAGAAAAACUAUAUAUUAAAAUGAACUGCAGUUUGCUGCAUGCACUCGCUUCGGUGCAGGAAGCGAGGGGAUUUCCUCAUAACUAUCACACCACAUAACGAACAGAUACUGCAACGCAUUUACAGUUCAGUGUUCUAUUUAAUUUUUAUAUCUUAUUAAUAUGGUUAUUACUAUAAAUGAGGACUUCUGUCUAUAUCAGGGUGCUUCUCGUAAAAAGGACGCGCCGACGUACGGAUGGUAAAACAUUUGUGAAUAUUAUUAUAAGACAACGCUCAAGGUUUUCUGGAUAUUUCAUGCACUUUGUUGACCCCCCUUCCAUUGCUUCUGGAUUCCCCAUUGUCACCCACUAACAGCUUUGUAGGAAGCACUUUUAAUGUUUUCUCUCACAAAGAUUUGAAGAAAAAUGUGCAUAUAUUUAUUCUGUAAUUUCAGUGAAGAAUUUAAUUGUAAAGGUAAUGUUAAAUCAAUGUAUAGUGAUUAUGCGUCUGGUAUAGCCUUCUUAAUAAAAACAAACUCUUCAAUCAAAUGAAAGGGUUGAUGCCACGGGAACGUGUGUCUGGCGCUGUUGACAGGAUGUGUAUUUGGUGUCUUGUUUCAAUGGCAUGUUGGAGCUGUGGCCAACUAUCACGAGAUAAAGCUGCUGGAAAUGGGGGGGUUGCUAGAGAACCAAUAGAGUGCUAGACAGAAACGCAGUGGAGGGCAAUAACAUUUAAUCUCAGUUCUGCUCAUUAGUUUUGGAUUAGUACAGAAGUAAUUUAUGUUUUAGGGGAAAGUAUUUUUCUUUUCUUCUGAAAAAUAAUCUAUUUUUGUGUCUAUUUGUAGUCUGCCCUAUGAUCUUCCCCCUGCUGGAUACCAUAGUGCACAAUCUUUUUUUCUGCCACUACGUUACUGCUCCUAGUUGGCAAUCUGAGGGUUAAAAGACACAUAAAACUCAGUGCCAGAAGAAGUUAAGUGUCUGCCGCUGGUCUGAAAGUGGGUGAUAUCACAGGAUAUACCAAAUCAGUGGGGCAUGCUGCAAUUUUAAUUAUCUUAACAGGUACUGCUGAUGUAGGCUAAUUAACAAUAAUUGGGAGGCCGUGAAAAAAGUGAUUGGAAGUCGCUCUAUGAAUUUGCGCAUCAAUUUUUUUUUCCUGACUCCCUCCCGAAGUAGCAAUUUGGACUAAGUCCACUGGGGGGCGAUAAUAAGGUGUUCAGGUUCAUUGGGUAUUGAGUAGACUGGUUGCAGUUACAGUACAAUGUAAUGCACAAAAUGCUUAUCCUAACAGGUCAUCAAGUCUUGUAUUUUUAUGAUUGUUUUAAAAUAUCUAUCUUAAAACCUUCAAGUUUCAGAAGUCAGUUUGAUUCCUUAAAGCACAUUUUCAUCUGUUUGAUGCUUUUUCCCUUUUGCACUUGAUUUCUUUCAAACCAAUUGUGAAAAUGGUAGAAUAAAGCAGCUCUAUCAACAAAAUAAAACUUUAUUUUCCAAAAAAGAACACUUUGGAAGAGCUUUAUGAUGCCUUUACGUAUUUGGUAUACAUUAUUUCAUUUUGGGUUGCUGAUUGUUGAUAUUUUUCAAAUGAAGACCCCAGUACUAUUUAUCAUGGAGAGUAUGUAUUCCCCAGCAAAUCUGAACUGCACAACUAUUUACCUGUCAUAUUUUAAGAUUUUUUGUAUUUUCCUGUUCUUCCCUUAUUUAAUUAUUUGGGACCAAGCAAACAAAAAACAAGUUAGGAGCAGCUGCAAAGUAACUACUGUGUUAAAUCUGCAUGUAGUGCACCUCUUCUCUUUCUUACAGAGGAGUUUUAACAUGAUGCACUCUUGAUAAAUUUGGGACUAGGCCUUGAAGGGAGGUGCUUUUUUGCUUUAAAAGGGACUCAAUGCACAUUGCUUUACCCUUAGCGAGUUUAGAUGAAUCAUCUUAAGUAUUGAUCAUCAAUGAUCCAGUCUAUAAGCUCGACUCAUAUGGAACAUCUUAUCUUGUGCUGUAUUCAAUGUUUAAUAAUAAUAAUGACGAGUGAAGGUCACCUUCAUAUAAAGCCUUUGUAAGCAUGGUAGAAUAAUGCCAAGGCUCUUUUUACUUGCACAAUGCUGUACCCCUAUAUUCUGAUGCCCAACUUAAUUGUCUGCUCCUUUUAUUAAUUCAUUUCUUUAUUCAAACACUUAAAUACACACACAUAAACACAUAGACACACAAACACACACUUACAGCUUUCCUUUCCCUGACCAAGAGGUUAGACUAUAUGGUCAGCAUUUUCAGUGUGCACUCAGUUUGAUUAAAAAACAUAAUGCUUACUCUGUUAACCCUGACCCUCCCAUCAACCCCACCCCUAAAUGAAUAAAUAAAGUUUUUGGAUCAUUGAUGGUUUUGCUAUAGUCCCAUAUCUGGGUAACCUUCUAUACUCUCCCCCAGGCACCCACCCCCCAUAAUAUUUCACAAAUGAGUGCUGGGCUUUUGUCCUAUUAUACCAUGCUGAGUGGUUUUAUCCCAAUAAAUCCUCUUGUUAUCCUGCACUAAUAUCUCCAAGUGAUUUCAUCCUUUGGUGGAGAAUUAGAUAGGGCAACCAAUGCGCUCUCAGGUUGGCUAAAUGUUUCUUUUAUGUGUGAAAUGUAAACAUGCGCUGCUGGUUUGAAUCGUCCUCUAUUAUCUCAGUGAUAUUUGAAUUUCGCAGUGGAGUUAACCUUUCCUUCGACAUCUCUCCUGAGGUUUGUACGCUGGCAAGACUUCAGCAUGGUAAAUGCAGAGUGUGCCUUUUCUUCUGUCUUUGCCUUUCACUGUCUUGGGCCCUGCAACUCUGUUUUUUGUUUUUUUUUUCUCCUGUCUUCCUGUCUCACUGUUAUCUUUUGUGUCUCCUUUUGUCCCCUGAAACUGAGUUGGUAUUGUCUAUUUUGUGUCUCGAAUGGGGCUUUGGUCAUUGUUGUUCAAGCCUUCAAUCGGUGUCUUUCAUUAGUUCUGGUUUUGACUAAUUUAAACAACUUUGAGCACAAGCAUGAAGAAAGAAAAUAUUCAAUUUUGUUUUCAUUUCUGCUUUGAAUUUUUUUUUUUAAUCCUAAUUCAACAUAAUUUAGAUAUCCGUGAACCUUUAAUGUCUGUUUUCCCACCACCCUAGCUCAGCUUCAAGGUCUGCCUGCUUUAUUCAGAUAUAUAUUUUCUCUGGGAAAGUGGUUGAAUGAUUUUCUAAGGACAUACAUAAAGGGGUCGAGAAACAUUACAUACAAUAAAAAACUGGCACUUAUCAUCAUGAAGUUAGUUUAUUUUUUGUUUUUUUGUGUAUUGCUUCCCAUUUGAGUCGUACUAAAGCUAAAUUGUAAUGGAGUGAAUCUUAAAAGUUUAAUUGGAAAAUGAUGUAGGAUACGAUACAGUAACACAUUCUUAUGAACCAUCACUUCAAGACAGUUGUUUCAAAUUGGCUCCUCUUUAAAAUGUGAAUUUUUCAAUAGGGCUUCUGCGCACUCUCACACCAUUUAUCUGUAGUCAUUUGUUCCCUUUACAAAAAAAUAAGUGGAUAAUUGUGUGUUAAGUAGAGGCAGGGACCUGGAUGUGACUACAGGGAUCUGAUUUCAUAUGUGGUGUGAUGUUAUUUUUUUGACCCUCUUAUUUCCUUUGGCAUUUUCGCACUGGAUAUUUUUAGGGCACUAUUGUGUGAUAGCAAAAAGAUGCUGUCAGUCAUCAGGUCCUUUCAGUUGUUUGCCUAAAUCCAUGUUUAAAUGUGAUAAAUAGCACAUUUUCAUGUAUUUCUGUGUUCUUGUUUCCCCGUACCCCAUUGGUGUGUGAGCACUCGAGAGUCUUGAUUAGUCCAGGCGUGAUUUGGAAAGGCAGAGCAGAGAGAGAGAGAGGGGGAAAGAGAGUGAUGAAGGGAUCAGUUUGAGAGCACUAUUGAUAGGAGGGGGAGCACAGACAAGAGGCUUAGGGAAGGGUGAGAGAACAUGGAGUUUUCAGGAGAGGAUUGUGAAGGAUGUGCCACUUUGAGAAAGUAGGGAUUUUUUCUGUUGUUCUUUUUGUCGCUGGAAGAAGCUGUGGUUGUCCAAUUAACCAAAAAGAGGGAAGGGAGAAUGCACAUUUUAGAGGCACUGAUAGAAGCUUGCAAGCACUUAAAUUUUGCAUAACUCGUGUGUGCAUGUGUUUUGAUAUUCUUUUGCCAUUUGGGGAAACGGGGAAUUAUCUGCAGUUUGCUGAAAAAGCCAAUCUGUCUCUGACCGUGGUGCUGAAGUUGCAGUAAACUGCAGGUGCUGCAUACAAAAAGUCACGUUCUACUUUUUUUGUGCAUGCGUGUUUGUUUGCGAGGUGGGAAAUGUGUCUCUCUUGGCUGUGUGUAAGUGUCUAGAAGUUUACCUUAGUUCUGUGUGAUUAUGCUGAUGGCACAAGUUAUAUUUUCUUAGAGUUUUAAAGUGCUGUGCAUACUUUUAAAACUGUGUUUUCCUGAGCUGAGAGUGCUUUUUUUUUCAGUUUUAUACAUGCAUUGUACAGUAUCAACAAUUAAUGUGGUACAUUUGAACUAAAAUGCCAAAUAUAAUCUAUUCCUUUUUAUAAAUAUGUUGAAAAAACUUUGAGACAAAAGAGGAAGCUGAAGGAAAUAAAAAGAAACAAGGGAACCAUUUGCUUCCGAACGGUUUCCUUGGCUCAAAAAAUCAGGAGAAAGCCUUAAACACAUCACUUGACUCUGCUGCAGUGCAGGAGCUCGACUGACCUGCUAUGUGGAGAGUGAGAGGGAGAAAAGGGGGGGAGGGGGAGACGAGAAAGAGAGAGAAAUGAGGCUGCAGAAGGAGAAGUUGAGUACUUGUGUGUGAGUGUAUGUGUUUGUGUGUGAAAGAGAGAGAGAGAGGGUAUUUCUCAACCCUCUGCUACUUCUGCUUCUGCGUGCACCAUAAAAGUCAUGAGUUUGUAUUGUUUGCCUUGUGAAUUUUGGGUCCUUUGGGGAUUGUGGCCCUCUCUCCUGUAGAAAAAAAAAAAAAAAUCUGCAAGUUUGGGGAAGUUGCAGUCAUUUGUGCUGCUCAGCACUGUGCUACAGUUUUAGCUUCAGUAUGUAAGAAAGAUUAGCAAUCUGUGUCGUUAUCACUCACUUUAGGGGAGGGGAGGGGAGAGGGGGAGGCAUAAUUUCAUAAAGUAAAAUGGAGCAUGAUGUCCCUGGUUGGUGUUCUGAAUAGCCCAUCUCUGUCUUUGUUCUGCAGUGUGGGGCCUACUUUGUGCUGUAGAAUAGCCUGUAGUUAAACCGACUGCACUUUUUCUGCAUCUUGAUUU
This is a messenger RNA of Xyrichtys novacula (pearly razorfish), 14656 nucleotides long. The record is from the annotation of a GenBank genome assembly. Lineage: Eukaryota; Metazoa; Chordata; Actinopteri; Labriformes; Labridae.